Messenger RNA from Dermochelys coriacea (leatherback sea turtle), 1999 nucleotides. RefSeq lists its product as uncharacterized. The record is from RefSeq and is a predicted model, not a curated record. The transcript is spliced from 7 exons. Bases 1376 to 1999 code for a protein of 207 amino acids. NCBI's taxonomy places the organism in Eukaryota, Metazoa, Chordata, Testudines, Dermochelyidae.
GGCUCCCAUGUAGGGCCCCAGAUGCCUGGAUUGAUCCAUGUUCCACAUGUGGGAAACUGAGGCAUGGAGAGAUGUACUUCCUCAGACUCUCCCAAGCAAACUAGGCUAGAGCAGGGCUGAAAACCCCGGGGUCUGGGCCCUCAGCUAUGACCCAGUCUUCUCUUGUCUGCUCCCUUGUUGCUGGUGGUGUGUUCAGGCCUUCGGAGCGUGGGGGGCAGGUGAUCAUCAGUCCCUUCAGUGGGUCCACGUUCUCUGCCUGUCCCUUUAAAUAUUGUAUCAUCAAACACUUACUAUGACAUCACCCUGUGGAAGGCACUGCUCCUUUCAUGUUACAUCAUUGUCCAGUGGGGUCCUGGCACUUUAAAUUUUACUCAUCAGACUCCACCUAUUUCUCAGGAUGACCUCAUCUUUCACUAACUUUCUGCCCCUGCAAAUGCUCUUACAGCAGGCUCCGCCCAUGGAUCUUAUUGCAUCAUCAGGCUUCACCCCUUUUCACAUAUCCUGUCCUAAGGGAUAUUUCCCUUUAAGAAAUUUACAUCAUCAGGGAACUCCAUGCUCCUCCCCUUUAAAAAAGAUGUCAUCAGAUAAGGCUCCACCCCUUUCAUUGGACUGCCUUUAGUAGGCUCCUCUAAGCUCCUCCCAUUAGUGAUGUCCUCAGGCCCUGCCCUCUUUAAGAGUAGCCAUGACCUCACUGGCCAGGCUGUGAGCUGGGGGUUGAUGAUGUCAUAGUAGCUCCUGAAGUCCUGCCCCCCUUGAAGAGUACUGCGCAUCCCCCUUCCUGAGGUGAGGUCACUGCCUUGGGUCCUGCCCCUUUAACUGUCUUCGGUUCUGCCCUGAGGUUCGGGAUUGGCUACUUCACCCCAAAACCGCCUGCUGAUUGGAUGGCGUCAGAUGGGUGGGGAUGCAGUGCUCGCCAAUGGAAGGCAGGGAGACAGGCAGGAGUUGAAGUGGAUCCAGGUCCGGGCCGGGGGGUCCCAGGAGCCUGGGGGGCCAGACCACUGCGGGGGCCCCCCACCGCCGGGUGGCGACAUGGAGAUGGGACAGAGUGCCCUCUGAGAGAAGGAAACAAACACAGGAGGUGACGCCGAUGACGUCACCACCUCGGUGCUCGACCCUGAGGGGACCCUGGUGUCCGGGGACGAGGACGAGGGUCGGGUGACCCCCCAGAGCACCUCAUCCUCGGAAACCUGGCAUUCCUCCUCCCCCGACUGGCCCCACGUGGACAGCUCUGGCUGCGGGGUUCCCUGCUCCCCUGGCUCUGUGGACCCAGGUGUCCGGGCAGGGCUGACCGAGCUCUGCACCAGGCCUGAGUGCGAGAGGAUGCGGCAGGAACUGGAGGUGCUGAGGGACCGAUACGCCAAGAUGGAGGCUCAGAAUGCUGUGCUGGCCCAGACUUGGGAGCGUUGUGAAACCACCUGGGGAGGUGGACAGCGGCUCCGUGCGACUGGAGCCCGGGCUCUAUGAAGACCCUGUGCUACCUCGGAAACAUGGGAUGCAGGAGCUGGUGCUGGGAGGGGGCUGUUCCUCUACCCCCACCCAGCUGGCCCUGGCCCGCUCCAGCGCCCGCAGCCAGACGGCCCUGGCCCGGCUCCUGCUCGACAUCUUCUUCUCCGCCAGGACAGGCGCGGAGCAACCUGUCCGGGAGAACGGGCUGCACCGCCUCAACCCCCCCGUCGUCAACGCCAUCGUGGCCUAUGCCGUGGGUCAGUCCCAGUUCCAGCCCAGCAGUGCCGCCGUCAUCAAGAACUCACUGCGCAACAAGCUGGGCUGCCUGAGAGCCCCAUCCCGCCAGCAGGGGCGCCCCGCGCCUGAGAGCCCCGUCCCACCAGCAGGGGGCGCCCCGGAGAGCCGUGGAUGGGGAGCGGUUCCCCUGGGGCUCCGGUUCCAUUUGAUCUUGUUUUCUAAUCACCAAACUCAAUACAGAAGCUUUUUUGACACCUCUGAGUCCCUGGCUCUUUAUCUGGCGCAUGACUCAGCCGCUCUUUCCACCGGCCCUUAG